Lampris incognitus (smalleye Pacific opah) is the source of this 2035-nucleotide messenger RNA. RefSeq names its product terminal nucleotidyltransferase 5ba (gene tent5ba). Gene Ontology annotation, biological process: mRNA stabilization. The coding region runs from base 276 to 1460 and encodes 394 amino acids. The record is from RefSeq and is a predicted model, not a curated record. Gene Ontology annotation, molecular function: poly(A) RNA polymerase activity; RNA binding. Lineage: Eukaryota; Metazoa; Chordata; Actinopteri; Lampriformes; Lampridae. The transcript is spliced from 2 exons.
GAGCCCACACGUCGUCGGUCAACUACCUCGCAAGAAUAAAACCUCAGCCGGUUUUUUUUUUUAAUCUUUGGACGCUUUAACCAGCUGACAUCUACCAGGUUGGACAGCCGCUCGACACCGGACACGACGCAUCAAGCUUCCCCCCCCCCGCCGCCGCCGCAAAAACCAAAAGAAAACCGCAAAAGUUCAGCCCAACUCGGAAGAGGCGCAAACGGACGGAGCUGCGGGGACGGAUCCAUUUCACAUCCUGGUUUUCUGUUCAAAGUGUCAUCGCGAUGUCUUGCGCCGAUGCGUCGGACCAGGGUCGGCGGUUCUGCGUGUUGUCUUGGGAUCAGGUGCAGCGUUUGGACUCUAUCCUCGGGGAAGCUAUCCCCAUCCACGGCCGCGGAAACUUCCCGACACUCUCCGUGCAACCGCGGCAAUUCGUCCAGGUGGUGCGAGAGAGGCUGGAAGAGAGGGGCGUGAGUGUGAAGGAUGUGAGGCUGAAUGGAUCUGCUGCAACCCACGUGCUCCACCAGGACACUGGACUGGGCUACAAGGACCUGGACCUGAUCUUUGGUGUGUCGCUGAAAGAUGACCAGGCCUUCCGCCUGGUGAAGGAUGUAGUGCUGGACUGCCUGUUGGACUUCUUGCCAGCUGGGGUCUCGAAGGAGCGCAUCACGGCUCUGACGCUCAAGGAGGCCUACGUACAGAAACUGGUAAAAGUCUGCAAUGACGCAGACCGCUGGAGCCUCAUCUCGCUGUCUAACAACACAGGCAAGAACGUGGAACUAAAAUUUGUGGACUCUUUAAGGCGACAAUUUGAAUUCAGCGUUGAUUCCUUCCAGAUUUGCCUGGACUCACUUCUCUUGUUCGACCGCUGCUCAGAGACGCCAAUGUCCGAGAGCUUUCACCCCACCGUGCUCGGGGAGAGUGUGUAUGGGGACUUUGAAGAGGCCAUGGACCACCUGUGUCGGCGGACCAUAGCAACACAUAGCCCCGAAGAAAUCCGAGGGGGAGGGUUGUUGAAGUACUGUCAUCUGCUGGUGAGGGGGUUUAGACCCUCCUCAGAGAGAGACAUGAAGCAGAUGCAGCGCUAUAUGUGCUCGCGCUUCUUCAUUGACUUCCCUGACAUUGGCGAGCAGCAGAGGAAGCUGGAGGCCUACCUCCAGAACCACUUUGCCGGGAUGGAGCACAAACGGUACGAGUGCCUGAUGACUCUGCACCAAGUGGUGAACGAGAGCACCGUGUGUCUGAUGGGCCAUGAGCGGCGCCAGACGCUCAGCCUCAUCUCCAUGCUGGCGCUGAGAGUGCUGGCUGAGCAGAAUGCCAUCCCCACCGUAACCAAUGUCACGUGCUACUACCAGCCCGCCCCUUAUGUACAGGACAUCAACUUCAGCAAUUAUUAUAUUGCACAUGUGCAGCCGCCCAUAGUCCCAGCGUGCGGUAACUCGUACCAAACAUGGCUGCCCUGUAACUGAUCUACUCGGUACGAUUUCAAGGGCAGAGGUGGAAGUGGCCCCUUCCGUUCCUGUUUCUUCAGGGAUGAUAGGAUCAUCGACCUAGUGGCAGCAUUGGUCUUUAUUGUUCGAGGAAAAUGAUGGGAGAGAACUGAAAACCAUUUAAAAAAAAAAAACACACAAAAACAGAAAUCCCCUUUUUGCCAAACGUGACUUGAUUACAACAAUCCCGUACUGCUGUACAUCUGAUUUGAGCCGACACAUGUAUUUUUCCUCACUUAUUUUUCUCACCGUCUUUCUCUUGCAAAACGUUUAUAUAAAGUUGCUGGUCAUUUCUCAUAUGUAGCAAACAAAAACCUAUUAUUUAUCUAAAAAGGUCUUUUACAGAGCUUCAUGUUUGACAACUAGGAGAAAAAAAAUACACUUUGAGGGGUGGGGGGGCAUUGAAGCUUGUGUUAUUUUCAUACACUGGCUUCAACGGACUUAUUUUUUAAAUUACACACAGGACCAAAGAUGUAUUUCUUGUUCAAAAGGGAAUGUUGAUGUGAUUCCAAGUGCCUAACAAUGAAAUGAUGUAAAAAAAAAAAAAAAAAACA